This is a messenger RNA of Erinaceus europaeus (western European hedgehog), 1077 nucleotides long. RefSeq names its product granzyme B(G,H)-like. Gene Ontology annotation, cellular component: cytoplasm; intracellular membrane-bounded organelle. The coding region runs from base 164 to 928 and encodes 254 amino acids. The transcript is spliced from 5 exons. Lineage: Eukaryota; Metazoa; Chordata; Mammalia; Eulipotyphla; Erinaceidae. Gene Ontology annotation, molecular function: serine-type endopeptidase activity. The record is from RefSeq and is a predicted model, not a curated record. Gene Ontology annotation, biological process: proteolysis.
UGGGGGUGGGGAAAUUCUCAUAAAAGCCAUCAGGAUGGAGCCCCUCUAAAGCAGAGAGAAUCUCAAGGUAUCUGAGUCCAAGAGCCUCCUUGCUCUGCUACAAGAUCAAACAGAACACAGAGCAAACCAGAGCAGCUGCCCCCUGAACAGCCUUCCUGGGAAGAUGCACCUGCUUCUGCUCCUGCUCCUGCUCCUGCUGGCCUGCUUCCUGCCCCCCGGUACACAGGCAGGGGAGAUCCUCGGGGGACAUGAGGCCAGACCCCACUCCCACCCCUACAUGGCCUGUCUGAAGAUGUCAGAGAGAGCAUCAGAGUGUUUCUGUGGUGGUUUCCUGAUCCGAGAGGAUGUCGUGCUGACGGCUGCUCACUGUAAUCAACGUUCAAUCACUGUCAUCCUGGGAGCCCACAACAUCCGCAAGUCUGAGAGCACCCAGCAGGUCAUCCCAGUGAGCAGAGCCAUCAGUCACCUCAACUAUAAUGCUCACAGCUUUGCCAAUGACAUCAUGCUGCUGAAGUUGGAGAGAAAGGCCAAGCUGACCUCAGCUGUGCAGACCCUCAGGCUGCCCAGCCCUGGGGCUCAGCUGAGGCCUGGACAGGUGUGCAAUGUGGCUGGCUGGGGGAGAACUACUGGUUGUAACAGAAAACACCCAGACACGUUGCAAGAAGUCGACCUGACGAUGCUGGAAGAUUUUCAAUGUCAAUAUUAUUAUAAAUCAUAUAACAAAACCACACAGCUGUGUGCUGGAGAUAAGUGGGGAUAUAAGAAUUCCUUAAAGGGGGACUCUGGGGGUGCCCUUGUGUGCAAUGGAGUGGCCCAUGGCAUUGUGUCCUAUGGAGAUAUAUGUGGACAUGAACUAGGGGUCUAUACCAAGAUCUCCAGUUACAUGCUGUGGAUAAAGGGAAUCCUGCAAGCACACACAGAAAGCUGACUCAACAGGAGGACGCCUGCCUUUCCUAUGUGAGGUCCUGGCUGGGACUCCACCAAUGCUUGAAAGGCACAGCAGUGGCCUGUCUCUCUGCCCAUCUCUCUCACUUAUUCUCUCACUCUCAUUCUUGCAAUAAAAUAAUUUUUUUCUUA